Molecule: messenger RNA, 2741 nt
Organism: Cololabis saira (Pacific saury)
Lineage: Eukaryota; Metazoa; Chordata; Actinopteri; Beloniformes; Belonidae
Product: GTPase IMAP family member 4-like
Exons: 2
Coding region: 60-1190 (376 amino acids)
Molecular function (GO): GTP binding
Source: RefSeq, a predicted model, not a curated record
CACAGAUCUACUUUUUUCACUUGAGCUGAAGAAUCUACGCUGCACUCUUCAACCAAAACAUGGAAGAACAUCAUUUCAACACCAACAUGACCAGAAACUUUGGAUCCAACCUCAUGAAUGAUGCUGAGCUGAGGAUCGUGAUGGUGGGGAGGACUGGAGUAGGGAAGAGUGCUACUGGAAACACCAUUCUGGGAUGGGACCGCUUUCAGUCCAAGUGCAGUCCGCGGUCUUUGACUGUGGAUUGUUCUAAAGAUAAAACUGUGGUGGAUGGACAACCAGUUGCUGUCACUGACACCCCGGGCCUGUUUGACACCAGGUUUGGUCAGGAGAAGACAACCAAAGAUUUGAGCCAGUGUAUCACCUAUGCUGCUCCUGGACCCCAUAUCUUCCUGGUGGUCAUUGCUCUGGGCAGGUUCACUGACGAGGAACAGCAGACGGUGCAGAAGAUUCAAGAUAUCUUUGGCCAGGCUGCUGACAAAUACAGCAUGGUCCUCUUCACUCAUGGAGACGUCCUUAAAGACACCACUAUUGAAGAAUUCCUAUCUGAGAGUCCAGAGUUACAGGAGCUUGUAGCCAGAUGUAACGGCCAGUACCAUGUCUUCAAUAACGACCUGAAAGAUAAGAAACCUCAAGUUACUCUACUGCUCCAGAAGAUCAGAAAUAUUGUGCAGAAGAACGGAGGAAGCCAUUACACCAACGAGAUGUUCCAGGAGGCCGAGAGGGCAAUUGAAGAGAAAAAACAAAGCAUAUUGAGAGAGAAGGAAGAGAAAAUCCGUAGAGAGAAAGAAGAACUGGAGAGAAAACUGCAAGAAAAGUAUGAAAAAGAGAUGGAGAAAAUCAACAUGCAACUCCAGGCUGAGAGAGAGAGGGAAAAGAAGGAGAGAGAGGAGGAGAGGAAGAGGAUGAAGGAGGAGAUGGAUGAGAUGAAAAAGAGAGAGAUGGAGUGGAGAGAUGCAGAAAGAGAGAAAGAGAGAUGGGAUAGACAAAAGGAGUUGUCAGUUAUGAAGGAUAAAUUAAAAGAGCAGCAGGAACAGGAAGUCAGAGAGCAAAAGGAGAAACUGCAGUCCAAAUAUGAGACUGAGGCCAGAACACGAGCGGAGAAGGGAAAUCCUGUCUAUCACCUAAUACAAGCUGGGAAGCAUGUUUUUGGUUUCAUUAAAAUCGUGUGGCGACGGUGGCUUAGUGGUUAGCACUGUUGACUCACAGCAAGAAGGUUCCCGGUUCGACUCCCAGUUGAGUUCUCCCCGUCCUUGCGUGGGUUUCCUCCUGGUACUCUGGUUUCCUCCCACAGCCCAAAAACAUGAAUGCUAGGUUAAUCUGUGACUCUAAAUUGCCCGUAGGUGUGAGUGUGAGUGUGUUUGGUUGUUUGUCUGAAUAUGUGGCCCUGCGAUGGACUGGCGACCUGUCCAGGGUGUAACCCCCGCUUCUCGCCUGAAAAUAGCUGGGAUAGGCUCCAGCAGACCCCUCUGACCCUUCAAAAGGAUAAAGCAUAGAUGAUGGAUGGAUAAAAUUUGCUGCCGUUGCGCGGAUAGUGCAGCCAUCUCACAGCAACAAGUUCCUGGGUUCAAUUCCUGCCUUGACUUCAGCGGUCACACCCUGGUUGGGGUUGGUGAAAGGGCCUUCCUGUGUGGAGUUUGCAUGUUCUCCCUGUGUUCCUGUUCCUGUGCUAAUGUUAGCUUCCCUCACAAAAACAUGCACACAGUCCUGGGCUAUACAUUCCCCCUCUGGCCAGCUAGAUGGGGUGGGGAGGAUCUGGCCAGAUAAUCAAGAAUAACUUGAUCCUUCCAUGAGCUACGUCCAGCCAGAGAAGUCCCAACCUGUCUGGUGAAAAGAAGAUGCUCACUCCUCAGGAUAAGAAGGAGACCUGAGCUCAGUGAUUGGUAAAGGGAGCAAUGCCCAGGAGUGAGGAGCAAAAUGGGGGAAAAAAAUUGGGAUUAAAAAAGAAAGAAAAAAACAGCCUAUAAAAUAGUUGAAAAUAGCAUCUGCUGGUGAAACAUGGUGAACCAGUGGUUACUGCUUAAAACAGGAAGCGCGUUCAAAGUUGGCUACAGGAAUUUAAAAGUUUAAAACACCUGCUCAGAAACAAUAUAAAAUGUAGUUAAACUUCACCUACAGAUAUAUAAAGACACCUCCUUUUUUCCCUCUCUAGUCCCCCCAUACUAUUGUAUCUGUAGGAUUUCUUUCUUUCUUUCUUUCUUUCUUUCUUUCUUUCUUUCUUCCGAUGAAAUGAGGGCCUUUUUGCCCCCCUAAACGUGCCCCAAAAGUCACCAAAUUUUAAUGGUGUGCAUUAAUGGGCGUGGUCUAACGGCUCAACAGCGCCCCCUAGAAAACUUUGUGCCUCAAGCCUGAAAACAUCUACAUGGAAGUCAUACAAGCACUUCCACUGCAGCAUGCCUGAACGUGCACAAGGGUGCGUGUUCAUCGCUGCUUGCAGCUUUAAUUAUCCUUUAUAAUUAUAGCAACAGAAAUACAGCUACAGUAGAUGCUUUGUGACAAUAAAGUCACUACUAGUUUCAUAGUCUUUCCAUUGUACUAAUAAUUGCUGUGGUUAUUUGCUAAUUAUUCAUAUUUUUAGACCACAUUUUCUGUAAUAAAAUACUUUGGUUGCUCAGGUUUUCUGGUUCAUAACUAUGUUCAUGACUAGAACAAUGUUUUCACAUGCUUUUGAUGUCAUGUUUCAUGUUAUGUUUCAUGUUAUGUUUUGUGAUCAUGACUAAUCUUUUCAUGAUUAACAAUUGAAA